Messenger RNA from Hyposmocoma kahamanoa, 1209 nucleotides. Its product is annotated as (11Z)-hexadec-11-enoyl-CoA conjugase-like. Bases 1 to 1209 code for a protein of 402 amino acids. Gene Ontology annotation, biological process: unsaturated fatty acid biosynthetic process. The record is from RefSeq and is a predicted model, not a curated record. The transcript has 6 exons. Gene Ontology annotation, molecular function: stearoyl-CoA 9-desaturase activity; iron ion binding. Gene Ontology annotation, cellular component: endoplasmic reticulum membrane. NCBI's taxonomy places the organism in Eukaryota, Metazoa, Arthropoda, Insecta, Lepidoptera, Cosmopterigidae.
AUGACUGUGUCACCAGAGGAAUUUUUAUCACGUGAUACCGAAUGGGAUUCGAAUAAUAUUACCAAAAGAGAACUUCAUGGGACCAAAAAUCUUGAUACGAUCAUAAACGCGAAGUGUAUUGGAACAGAUUAUUCGUACAAACAUGAAAUAGUAUGGAAAAACGCCAUUGGAUUUUUAAUUUUACAUAUACUCGGCUUAUGGGGCCUAGCCAUUGCUCUAACUGGAGGGAUUACGUUCAAAACAUUUAUAUGGUUCGUAAUCGUAAUAUUCUUUGCAACGGAGGGCGUUACAAUAGGCGCUCAUCGAUUAUAUACACAUAGAACUUUUAAAGCAAAGCCGGCUUUAAGAGCUAUUCUACUAAUUAUGCAAACCAUGGCAGGACAGAACUCAAUGUUCAUCUGGUGUCGUGAUCACCGCCUUCACCAUCGCUACUCCGACACCGACGGUGAUCCUCACAACUCUAAACGUGGAUUUUUCUUCUGUCAUAUUGGCUGGCUCAUGUCGAAAAAACAUCCCUACGUCAUUGAGCUUGGGAGAAGAAUCGAUAUGACUGACUUACAAGCUGACUGGAUGGUUAUGUUUCAGAAAAAAUACUAUUACUAUUUGUAUUUAAUUUUCGCUAUUCUAAUACCUGCGUGGGUGCCCGUCCAUUUCUUUGGUGAAUCUUGGCUAAACUCUAUCCUCUUCGUCUACGUUUUCCGCUACAUCUUCGAGCUCAAUGGUACAUGGCUCGUCAACAGCGCUGCGCAUCUCUGGGGCACAAGACCUUUUGAUAAGAAUCUCCAACCCGUGGAAUCCUGGUUUGUGUCAUUCAUCAGCCUGGGCGAGGGCUGGCACAAUUACCACCAUGCAUUCCCCUGGGACUACAAAUGCGCUGAACUCUCAGAAUUAUUCAAUUACUCUGCAAAAAUCAUAAAGUUCUUUGAAACUAUUGGAUGGGCAUCCGAUUUGAAAGUCGCUUCUCCGGAAUUGGUUAACAGCAGAAUCUCACGAGCCGGUGACGGCACUCACUACAAAUUUGGUAACGAUGAAGCAAAGGCGGCUGUGAAAGCGAUAGGACCGCUGCACCCUUUGAACCCCUCCUACAAUGUCACCUAUGAUCCUCCUUCUGCUGUAUUGAAACAAGAAGGUCUUCCACUUUACCACGAAAAGGACAUUUUCAAUUUACAGAAUAACACCUUGAACAGCAGAACAAGUGUUACCGGCUAA